CUAUUGCAGGCAGAAUUUCACCAAACAGACGAGCUUAAAAUUUAUCGAGUAACAAGACCUAUUGCUCAGGGCGACAGUUCACAGGGAAGAUUAAAAACUGAAUGAUGACUCAGCUAAGCAUUUGCAUCACAUUUUUGGGAGCCUAUCUGCUCAUCAUUUUUUAUGUUCAAGGACAGAAUCCAGAUAGUCGAUUCCUUCAUGGUACAGAAAUGAAGUCAGACCAAAAUCAAAAAAAGCAGGAAAAUGGAGUAACCUUAGCACCAGAGGAUACUUUGCCUUUUCUGAAGUGCCACUGUUCAGGACAUUGCCCUGAUGAUGCUAUUAAUAACACAUGCAUAACUAAUGGUCAUUGCUUUGCCAUCAUAGAAGAAGAUGAUCAAGGAGAAACUACAUUAGCUUCAGGUUGUAUGAAGUAUGAAGGUUCAGAUUUUCAGUGCAAGGAUUCACCCAAAGCUCAGCUACGGAGAACAAUUGAAUGUUGCCGAACCAAUUUGUGUAACCAGUAUUUGCAGCCUACACUACCACCUGUUGUUAUAGGUCCAUUUUUUGAUGGUAGUGUUCGUUGGCUGGCUGUCCUUGUUUCUAUGGCUGUGUGCAUAAUUGCUAUGAUCAUCUUCUUCAGCUGCUUUUGUUACAAGCAUUACUGCAAAAGAAUAGCAAGAAGUCGUUGCUACAAUCGGGACCUAGAACAGGAUGAAGCUUUUAUACCAGUUGGAGAGUCAUUGAAGGACCUUAUUGACCAGUCACAAAGUUCUGGCAGUGGAUCUGGACUUCCUUUGCUGGUUCAACGAACUAUUGCCAAGCAGAUUCAGAUGGUUCGACAGGUGGGAAAAGGUCGCUAUGGAGAGGUGUGGAUGGGGAAAUGGCGGGGUGAAAAGGUGGCAGUCAAAGUGUUCUUCACCACUGAAGAGGCCAGUUGGUUUCGGGAAACAGAGAUCUAUCAAACUGUUCUAAUGCGUCAUGAGAAUAUCCUCGGUUUUAUCGCGGCUGACAUCAAGGGCACAGGCUCUUGGACGCAGUUGUACCUGAUCACCGACUACCACGAAAACGGAUCUCUGCACGACUUCCUGAAGUGUGCCACUCUGGACAGCAGGGCCCUCCUCAGAUUGGCAUAUUCAGCUGCUUGUGGCCUGUGCCAUCUCCAUACAGAGAUCUACGGUACCCAAGGAAAGCCUGCGAUCGCCCACCGAGACCUGAAGAGCAAGAAUAUCCUGAUCAAGAAAAAUGGGAGUUGUUGUAUCGCCGACUUGGGCCUCGCUGUGAAAUUUAACAGUGAUACAAAUGAAGUUGAUGUCCCUUUGAACACUAGAGUAGGUACAAAACGUUACAUGGCCCCAGAAGUGCUCGAUGAAAGCCUAAAUAAAAAUCACUUUCAGCCAUACAUCAUGGCCGACAUCUAUAGCUUUGGACUGAUCAUGUGGGAGAUGGCUCGUCGCUGUGUCACAGGAGGCAUUGCAGAAGAGUACCAAUUGCCUUACUACAACAUGGUGCCUCAUGAUCCUUCUUACGAAGAUAUGCGUGAGGUUGUGUGUGUUAAGCGAUUGCGCCCCAUCGUGUCCAACCGAUGGAAUAGUGAUGAAUGUCUAAGAGCUAUCUUGAAGCUAAUGUCAGAAUGCUGGGCCCACAACCCUGCUUCAAGACUUACCGCCUUGAGAAUCAAGAAGACACUUGCCAAGAUGGUUGAAUCUCAAGAUGUAAAGAUUUGACAAUUACAUAACACUCAGGAGCUGCAUUGGACUCCAAGAACUUUCUUCACCCAAGCAAAGGGUGGUGAUUGAAGUGGCAUGAGGAAAUACAUGUGGUUCUUAGACUUUUUCCUCACCACACCUUUACAGGCUGCUAAUAUGAAACCUUUCAGUACUCUGUAGAAUAUGAUGCUGGGAACUUGUGUUCACUACAUGCUACGUUUAUGGACAGCCUUGUUUUAAAUGUGUUUCUUUUUUGUUGGGGGGGAGGAGGGAUUAUGAGCUAUGUUGAAACUUCAGUCAUCGUUCAUGAGUCUCCAGUAAAACUCUGGGUACUGAAUUGCAUGUUUAUAUUAUGGUGCUUUCUGUGAAAGCCUUAAGAAGAAAAUGAAUUCAACAGAGAUGGAGAAAUAUAAGCUUUUGCCUUCUACCUGAUAAAACUUAGUCUGUUCAUAUUAUUGCUUUUGUAAAACAGCCUGUAGAUCAUGAUCAUUUUGGGAUACUACUCUCUUUUUAACAGUUUAUCGUCUGUGUUGUGUGUGUGCCAGGAUUCCUCUGCUGCCAUGUGGAUUAAGAGAAAAAAAUGAGGAAUGAAUGCCCAGGAAGGUGGGGCUGGUUAGUGCUUUGGGUCUUUGUCAUUGUUGCAAUAAGACUAGCCAGUCACAUAAAAGCCAUUUAGCUCAUAGGAGUAAUUGGCUUCCUUACCAGCACCUUUUCUGACCAGGAAAGUUGGUAGUGAUUGAAAAGCCAAAAGAAGCUAAGACCAUGUUUCUAAACCUGAGCUUCAUUCCUCUUUUCUUUUCUUUCUUUCUUUCUUUCUUUCUUUCUUUCUUUCUUUCUUUCUUUCUUUCUUUCUUUC
This is a messenger RNA of Phascolarctos cinereus (koala), 2544 nucleotides long. RefSeq names its product bone morphogenetic protein receptor type 1A (gene BMPR1A). Gene Ontology annotation, cellular component: signaling receptor complex; plasma membrane. Gene Ontology annotation, biological process: cellular response to growth factor stimulus; protein phosphorylation; cell surface receptor protein serine/threonine kinase signaling pathway. The record is from RefSeq and is a predicted model, not a curated record. Gene Ontology annotation, molecular function: ATP binding; transmembrane receptor protein serine/threonine kinase activity. Lineage: Eukaryota; Metazoa; Chordata; Mammalia; Diprotodontia; Phascolarctidae.